This is a messenger RNA of Tilletiaria anomala UBC 951, 2232 nucleotides long. RefSeq lists its product as uncharacterized. Bases 1 to 2232 code for a protein of 743 amino acids. Lineage: Eukaryota; Fungi; Basidiomycota; Exobasidiomycetes; Georgefischeriales; Tilletiariaceae. The transcript has 3 exons. The record is from RefSeq and is a predicted model, not a curated record.
AUGCUCGACACGAUUGCUGAGGGCGGUCAACCGAGCACCAACAGGAAAGUGCCGGCUCAAAAUUAUGGACCACCUACAAUCAAGUCCAAUCUGCGCAGCGCAGGCGUUCCUCGCAGCGGUACAAUGAGGGCUAGCGGGAGCCCAAGAACGCCCAGCGAAAAGGAACGCUUGCGCCCGGGAAAGACGGCGAUGGGCUACAGCGCAGCCCAUCCUGAUCUCAUCCGGCCUCCCUCGGGCUCGCAUCGCCACCGUGCUCGCCAUCAUGCGAAGCGCGUCCCAUUCGAUGGACAGUGCCGCUUUUGCAAACAGUCGCAGCUCAAAGGUUGGUUCUGUCAGGACUGUCUAUCCAAGCGCAUCGAUGAUCAUCUUGAAGAUCGCAGAAGGAUUGGAGAGAAGAGGGUCAAAGGUGCAGGGAAAGUUAAGGCGCUGCUCGGACCAACGAGCAGCGUGGCUGAUCUGAUGAACGAUAUCAAUAAGGGCGGCAGAGCAGCCAAUGACUUUUCGCAUCUAAAUCCCUUCUCUGAUGGUGACUCAAGCACACCAAGAGACGGCUUGGAUACUGUAACCACCGUCGGCCACAUCUACAGGAGCGCGCGUGCCUGGCAGUCGAUGCUACAGGAUAGCCUGCAACGGCUUAAGCAUGAUUCGAACCAGUCAAGUAGUGAUGUCUCGGCUCUCAAGCAAGCACUCAAGCGCCGCAAGAGAGAGCUUGCACACCGCAGACAGAAUCUCGCUGCUGCGCAGCAGCUCGAGCUCCAGCAACAAGAGCACAAUGAUGUAUUGACCAAGAGCCCGGGCGCUUGGCCAGUCCAGCUUGGCUCGAAUGAAAUGGAUAACCGGGAGUAUCCAGGCAUAUUAGCAAGAGUUGCGCGAGUAAAGCACAAGAUUGAGGAGCUGCGCGCAAUUCAGGACCGUCUCGCAUCGGACCUAUCAGUCACGCGAAAGCUCCUCGUCGUCGAGACUCUUGGUCUCUUCAACAUCCAGCCUCCUGCUGGGACGCUUGCCAAGGAAGGUAGGGUUUCUGGCCUGAUCGCUCUGAGGGCUCAGCAGGCGUUUGCUACCGCAGCAGCACACACUUUGCGGGGAAAGGAGACGUCAAGAACUACAAUCAGCCCAACAGCGAGCGAUUGGACUAUCCUUGGCGUCGUCUUGCCGCAGCCGCACUCCAUACAUCGUUUCGCCCUGGACGAUAUCAAUGGGGCCGUGUCACACGCAACAGCGCUGCUUCAACUACUCAGCUCCUACCUCGGCGUAAUGCUUCCGUUCCAACCCUCUUACAGCAGCAGGGACGUUUGCGCUGUCAUUCAGCCAAGCGAGUACUGGGCCGGCUCAGGCAUUGAAGCUGGUAAGCAUCUUCUUCAGCUUGAAGAGAGCGCAUACCAAGCACUGCUUCCCAAGCAGGAUACUCCUACGGCUAACGUGGGUCACAGUGCGUUAGACAUGGCUGCGUCUGCUUUUGAAGGGGCGAAGAGCUUCAUUCAUAUCAGCAGCGGCUACUUUCCCGGUAGCGCUUCCAUUAUUUCAUCCAAGUCUCCUGAUGCGCAGACUGGUUGCAGAGGGGCUGACAGCGACGAGGAAGACACAGCAGUUGCAAAGGAUCAGCUGCAGACGUCUGAUGUUAGCCGAGAGAAGCGCAAGUCUCGAAAAGUGGACCUUGCCAGAGCGGUCAAGAGCUUUCGUUCUGCGUUGGUAAUGUUGGCGUACGAUGCCGCAUAUUUGGCCGAGACGCAAGGCGCUCUCCUAUCUCUUGAUAUAUAUGAUGGAGUGUCAAGCAAUGCCAUCGUGCCCUCUGCGGUGGCGGUACCGCUGCGCAUCCUUCGCCACCUUAGCAGCAGCAAAAUGCUUGGUCACAGGUCCCAUGAAGCCACUGAUGCGGCAUCCAAUAUCCGCACCUUUGACUUUGCGCGGUUGGAUUUCAUGUCGCUCUACUCAUUCUUGGUGCCCUCAGAGAGCAGGGAAAGCAAGGCGAAAAAGGAGGAGAUCUUGAUGGAGGGUAGCUACGUGGACGCCAAGUGGGAUGCGGCUUCUGUCAUUCUUCGGGACAAGAACAAGGACAAGAGCAAAGGCAAGAGCAAGAGCAAGAGCAGCGGUAGUGGGGCGCCUGCGAUUACAACAACGAUGGGUGAUACAUCGAGCAUGAAGAGCAAUAAGAGCAGCAGUAGCAAGCCGUCUGUUUCUGGCCGACAGGAGAACGUGCAGCCUGCUGCUGCCGCUGGCCAGGAGAAUUACUAG